CUCAGCUGAUUUGGUUUAGUUGUUAGCAACAUGUGCUAAGCCCAAUGACUGGGGCUGCUCCUGUGUCAGUGGAAAAGUACAGCAGGGGAAGUGGUGGUGGCCGGGUGGUGGUGUAUCCUAGGUUCACUGUCAAAUAGGCACCACUCUGACAUGAGGCAACAGGGAGCACAUGCAACUGAUAGUAAUGAGGUCCUAGACAAAAAAGGCAAACUGGGGAUACAGUUUGUAGGGUCUCCUGAGGGGAAUACUAAGCAGUUUGCUGUUGCUCUUGGCAACUCUUGGGGGCGGGAGCAUCAGGAUGGAGGGGAGAGGAAGCAGCCCUGGUCGAGCUAGCCAGGACAAGAGUCUGGUGAAGAAAACACAGGAACUGCUUGACCGUGGGCAGUGGGCGAACAAGAUUGAAUUCCUUUUGGCUGUGGCAGGAACACUAGUAGGACUUGGAAAUCUGUGGAGGUUCCCCUAUUUGUGCUACAAGAAUGGGGGAGGUGCAUUCUUGGUGCCUUAUGUUCUAUUCCUGCUGUCAUGUGGGAUCCCACAGUUUCUCAUGGAGACCGCUAUGGGUCAGUACACAUCACAGGGGUGCAUCACCUGCUGGAGACACUUCUGCCCCCUGUUUGAAGGAAUUGGUUAUGCAACUCAAGUGGUGAUAGCCUAUGCUGCGGUCUCAUACAUUGUGAUCCAGGCAUGGGCCUUCUUCUACCUCUUCCACUCCUUCAGCGCAGAGGUGCCCUGGGCCAGCUGCAGAAAUGAAUGGAACACAGAAAACUGUGUAGAAUUUGACAAGACUAAUUCCUCUUCCAACUGGACAGCUUCCCCAAAUGCAACAACACCAGCGACUGAGUUUUGGGAACGGCGAGUGCUGGGGAUUUCUGACAGCAUUGAGCACAUUGGGAGCCUGCGAUGGGAGCUCGCCCUGUGUCUUUUACUGGCCUGGAUCAUUUGUUACUUCUGUGUUUGGAAAGGAGUCAGAUCCACAGGAAAGGUGGUUUACUUCACUGCCACUUUCCCAUACGUCAUGCUGGUGGUCCUCUUGGUCCGUGGGCUCACUUUACCUGGAGCUAUGAAUGGUUUAGCUUUCUACUUGUAUCCUGAUCCCUCACGAUUGGCUGACCCUCAAGUGUGGAUGGAUGCAGGUGCGCAAGUUCUGUUUUCUUUUGGGAUUUGUCAAGGAACACUGACAGCCCUAGGCAGCUACAACCAAUAUAACAAUAAUGUCUACAAGGACACAUUUGUUCUAUGUUUGGUAAAUGGAGGGUCAAGUUUCGUAGCAGGAUUUGCUAUCUUUUCUGUUUUGGGUUUUAUGUCUUAUGAGCAAGGCCUUCCCAUAUCUCAAGUGGCUGCAUCAGGCCCUGGUUUGGCGUUCAUUGCUUACCCACGGGCUGUGGCCAUGAUGCCCCUGCCUCAGCUAUGGGCCAUAUGCUUCUUCAUCAUGGUGAUCCUCCUUGGAGCGGACACACAGUUUGUGAGUCUAGAGUGUCUGAUGACUUCAGUGACAGACAUGUUCCCCACUGUUUUUCGAAGAGCGUACAGACGAGAGCUACUGCUGCUGUGCCUCUGCACUGUCUGCUUCUUCCUGGGACUUCUCCUGGUCACAGAGGCAAGGUUGUAUUUUCUUCAACUGUUUGACCAUUAUGUCUGUAGUGGGAACAACUUACUUCUUUUAUCAGUUUGCCAGACGAUUGCAAUUGGAUGGAUUUACGGGGGUGAUCGCUUGUAUGAUAACAUUGAAGACAUGAUUGGUUUUCGUCCUGGACCACUAAUGAAGAUCUGCUGGCGUUAUGUCACUCCAAUUGUUUGUUUUGGAACAUUUCUUUUCUCCAUUGUGCGAUACCAGCCACUAAAGUUCAACAAAACGUAUGUGUACCCAACCUGGGCCUACGUUCUGGGCUGGUCUCUGGGCCUCUUCUGUGUCCUCUUGGUGCCUCUGUGGAUUAUCUACAAGCUAACUCAGAUGAAGGGGACGGUUUCGCAGAAUCUGAGGCAGCUUUGUCGACCUGAAGUGAAGACCCGGGGCAAGAAUGGUCCUGAGCAGUGUCCUCUGAACCCAGACUCGAAAGCGCCCCCUGUGGAUGUCAAGGGCAAUGGCACAGUGGAGAUGGAGCACCAAGUCUGAUACUCUGCAUCACGAGAACUAUUUUUCUAUUUUAUAGUUUUCAUUUGUUUGUGGUCAUUUUGGAACUUUUGAAUGUGACAUUUAUACUGUACUUUUUAUUCAUGUAAAGUAAAAUAUAGUUUUUUGGGGGACAUGCCAACUUUUAUGAAGUGACCACACAAACUAUUUUAGAGCUAUUUGGAACUUUUGAAUAAUGGCUUGAAUAGGUGGAUAAUAAUAUAGCAUUUGUAUUUUGAAGGGUGUUGCAAACUGUAGAUGUGAAGUUUCUUUUAGUAAUAUGAAGGUGAUAUCAUGAUUAUAUGAAGAUAUGUUUCUAGAUGUUGUUAAUGCUUAUAUAUAUAUAUAUAUAUAUAUGUAUUUAUUUAAUCAACAUUUCUAGUGGACAACCAUAUUUUUCCAAAGUCUUCCUCUGUACAAUGCCUUUAUAAAUGGUUUCUUGGCUCAUGCUGCCAAAUUCUAAAGAAUAACCGAUGAUAGUUGCACUUUAAAUAUGUUGAAGUUCAGCAUUCAUGUUAACAAAACCACUAAUAAUGGUCUUCUUGCAUCAUUCCCAUAUCAUUAUGUAGCUUUGUAAACAGAUGAGACAAAGCAAUCAACCUUAACUCAAUCAUAACAUUUUAUGCAACUUGUUGAUUUGGCACUUAUUUAAACUUUAAUGUAAUUAUUUCAAUAAAAUACUUUUGCUCUUGCAA
Molecule: messenger RNA, 2805 nt
Organism: Boleophthalmus pectinirostris (great blue-spotted mudskipper)
Lineage: Eukaryota; Metazoa; Chordata; Actinopteri; Gobiiformes; Gobiidae
Gene: slc6a11a
Product: solute carrier family 6 member 11a
Exons: 15
Coding region: 299-2113 (604 amino acids)
Biological process (GO): sodium ion transmembrane transport
Cellular component (GO): membrane
Source: RefSeq, a predicted model, not a curated record